Molecule: messenger RNA, 4484 nt
Organism: Alligator mississippiensis (American alligator)
Lineage: Eukaryota; Metazoa; Chordata; Crocodylia; Alligatoridae
Gene: RAB2A
Product: RAB2A, member RAS oncogene family
Exons: 8
Coding region: 270-908 (212 amino acids)
Cellular component (GO): Golgi apparatus
Molecular function (GO): GTPase activity; GTP binding
Source: RefSeq, a predicted model, not a curated record
CGGGUCGGCGGGGGGUGGGGGGCCCGGGAAUAGGCUGCGUGACGUUGCCGACGGGCUCGGGCCGCUGUUAUUGUUCGUGCUCUGGCGAGUCGUCGCUGCCGCUGCCGCUGCCCCGGACGCUGAGCGGCGCGAGCCAGGGUUGGGGCGCGGGCCCGGUGGGCGGGCGGGCAGCCGUUAACGGCUCGGACCCCGACAGCGGGCGGGGCGGGGCGUCACCGAGGAGCAGCAGCCCGGGCGGCGGCGGCGGAGCGGGCGGAGAUUGGGCGGCCAUGGCCUACGCGUACCUCUUCAAGUACAUCAUCAUCGGGGACACAGGUGUUGGAAAGUCAUGUUUGUUGUUACAGUUUACAGACAAAAGGUUUCAACCAGUGCAUGACCUUACUAUUGGUGUAGAAUUUGGUGCUCGAAUGAUAACUAUUGAUGGCAAACAGAUUAAACUUCAGAUAUGGGAUACUGCAGGGCAGGAGUCCUUCCGUUCCAUCACAAGGUCAUACUACAGAGGGGCAGCAGGGGCGUUACUAGUGUAUGACAUUACAAGGAGGGACACGUUCAACCACUUGACAACCUGGUUAGAAGACGCUCGCCAGCAUUCCAACUCCAACAUGGUCAUUAUGCUUAUUGGAAAUAAAAGUGAUUUAGAAUCUAGAAGAGAAGUGAGAAAAGAAGAAGGUGAAGCAUUUGCGCGAGAGCAUGGACUCAUCUUUAUGGAGACUUCUGCCAAAACUGCUUCUAAUGUAGAGGAGGCAUUUAUUAAUACUGCAAAGGAAAUCUAUGAGAAAAUCCAAGAAGGAGUCUUUGAUAUCAAUAAUGAGGCAAAUGGAAUUAAAAUUGGCCCUCAACAUGCUGCUACUAAUGCAACACUUGCAGGCAAUCAGGGAGGACAACAAGCUGGUGGAGGCUGCUGUUGAGCCUAUUUUUACUUUCUAGCUGCCUGAAUGGGGCCUACUAACUUGUUCUUUCACCCUCCCCCACUCCAGCUCAACUGACACAUGAAACUAUUGUAAGUUGGUUUCAUGUUGCAGGAGAAGACUUUAUCCUUCAAAUUCUUGUAUAACUUUGAAUAAAUGGUUAAUGUUCACUUAAGAGACAGAUUUUGGAGAUUGUAUUCAUAUCUAUUUACAUUUGAUUUCUAGGUCAAUUGAUGUGAUUAUUUUUGUUAAAUGUUGUCUUGUGCCCUUGACUACGAACUGAAUUGUAUUAAACACUACAAAGUCAUCUGAGUAUUUUAAUCAGUUUGUGUAGUUAGGUUUCCCAGCUGCUGUGGUUACCUAAUGUUUAAUAUCGUAGAGCUGUCCUCAAGUUUUUGUCAAUUUUCAAGGCUAUAAAGAGAAGCAGAAAGGACUCUUUUAAUUCUGUAUUUAUCAUUUACUUUCUGUAUAUAUAGUUUAAUAACCUGCUUGGGUGUAUUUGCCAAGCUAGAAUUCUUUAAUGCAUUUGCAUAAAUUCUAUACUAUUUAGAGCUUGAAAACUACAGGAGCAUUAUUAGAAAUUGCUUGGACGCUGAAUUUUAAACCUUUUUGACAUUGUUAGCAUGUUUAUCUUCUGUCAUUAUCCUGAAGUCCAAGAAAAAAAUGCUUAAUGUAUAUUACUAGAGGCUACAUGUGUAUUACCUAUUUUAAUGCCAAAUGUUUGCUGUUUGUUCACAAUUUCCACAGCACCUCUUCAAAAACGGAUUAGCUGUUUGCCUUAAUGAAUACUGUAGGUAAAAACUGAGAAUGAUGAUUGAAAAAUAUAGGAGGAAUUGAUACCCAUUUAAAGUGGCACAUUAUGAAGAUUUUGAUUUUUUUUUUCUUAAAAUAAUGUUGUUUCCCCACUCCUUGUUUACACUUUAUUUCUAGGCAUAUUUUUCAUGCAGGACAGUUGGAGGGGUGUUGUUUUUUGGGGGUUGUUUUUCCAACCUAGAUGUACAGUGACUGUGUAAAGUUUUUCUUUUGGUGAAAACUUGUAAUCCUAAAUAUAUGGUAAGCAUCUUGUCAAUUGUGAAGGGGGUGUGACAAUAAAAUCUUCCAGAUGGAAAAUCUUGAUAAAAGCCAAAACUGGAAAUGGUUUGGUACUUAUUAUAGUGGUGAUGUAAGGAAGGGAGGGAGAGGUGAUGCUCAUAAUGACAUGGUAAAACAGUGCAAAAUAAAAUCCUCUGUUUAAGUAUUAUAUUGGUUAAAGUGCAGAAUAUUCAGUGUCAGUUUGACUGCAAAUGAACAAAAAUGAACUUUUAAUUCUUCAUAUUUAUAUCUAAUUCAUAAAUAAAGGGGUGACAUUAGAUCAUGGUCUGUAUGUCUCCCUGAAGAAAUGAAUUUUAACUACAGUUUUGUCUUACUGGACCAACUGAGACAGAUUUCGGGGACAUAGAGUCAUCUCUCAUUUCAUCUCACUUUACAGUCAAGCUACAAAUGGGAACAUUGACUUCAGAAGUGAAUAAACCUUAAUUUAAGAAGUGUAACAUAGCAAUGGGUCUGAGAUUAAAUAAAGUUUUAAAAAUAUUUGGGGUCUUUUGCUCUUUUUAUAAAGGAAGUUUAUCCAUAGGGCACAAAUAGUACCAAUAUCUUUCUUGUCCCUUUAGGAUUGUAAAAGAAUUAAAAUUGCAGUUUACACUACAUUAUAUCCUUCAACUGCAUUCUCAGCUACUUAAGCUUUUGAGACAUGUACCUCCACACUUAUACCACAGUUAUGAAUUUUAAUUGUUUAUAAUAUACCAUAAUUUGCGAUCAAAGCUACGUAAAACAUUAAGCAUUUAUAAAGCAGAAAAAGAAAGUGCUAACCUUCUAACCUUAGUGUAGAAGCCUGAAGAUGAUUAUUGUAGCCUCUUGAGUCCAUUCUAAUGAAUUAUUUUUGGAUAAUGGAGGUAUUCAGUGAGAUACCUAAGUGAUCUCAUGACAUUUAAGAAUGAAAACCAGGUCUGCUUGGCAGUCUACCACACAGCUUGCCUACCCUGCUUGAGCUAAGUGGAUCUGCUUUGGUAUGUCAGGGGCAGCAGUGCUGCAGAGGUAACGUUAUAGUCUUGGGACUCUCUCUAGCAAACCUCAAGCCAUUGUGGAAAUGGUUCCAACCUUCCUAAGCCAUAGCAAUUAUCAGUAUAAAAAGUUUUAAGAAUAGGAAAUUAUUUUUAUCUGGCAGAUCCAUAUCCUUAGGGGGUGGGGAAGAGAAUCUCACAUAUUACAUAAGUGGUAGGUAGUGGGUUUGGACUAGAGAAGCCUCUGAGAAAUCAUGUCAGUUGCUGAAAGGACUCAUUUUAGAAAAUCGGAGACAUAGUAAUGCUGUUACAGCAGAGAACCGACCGUACCUUUUCAGACCAGUGCUAUAAUUACAUUUCAAAAGUCUGCUGAUUUUAGAAUAAAAUCUCAACUUUGACCAUGCCAAUAUGCCUUCUACUGUGGAGGAAUGAAGUAGCAGUGUUGAAGAACACACUGCUUACAGGCUGUUAUCUGAAUACACCAGUAUUUGCAAGGAGGAGCUAAUGCAUAACCAGCGUUACUUUCUCCCAGGUGUCGUUUUUUGCCUGCCUUAGAAACCAGGUUAGUGUGAAUGUAAUGCUUGAAGCAAGUUCUAAUAUCCUAUAUGUAUCUGUUUUGGGUGAAAGGAGCAGUCACUUUUUACAUGCCAUGUUUCCUUACCACAGUUACAGUAAUCCUGUAUCUCCAGUUAGUUAAGCAACUUCAGUUACACCUUAAUGACUGCGGUAAUAUCUAGUUUCUUUGUUGCAUUUUAGAUGCCCUAACUGAUUGCAUUUUUAUGGCCAAGGAAUUACUUGUUGGCCAUGGAAUUUGAAUAUUUCAUUGUACACAAGAGACCAGAACAGCUGCUGUGUAUAUAAAAAAAAAAAAAAAAAAACCUACUACCAACAAUAGAAAAGUCAUAUCAAGGUGUAUCGUCAUGCAUGUUGUGAUCUUCUCCCUCUGCCUACUUGCAGUAAGAUAUAUAACUGUUGAACAAAAAUGGUAAACCUAGGGUGAUGUGUUCUCAAGUGUUUUGUUUGUUUGUUUGUUUGUUUGUUUGUUUUAAGAUUCUCUAUAUAUCAUUUCUAGGGAAAUUCCAGAAGAUUGGUUACUGUUUUCACAAUAAUCUGAUAAAUUCUUUUGGUGAAAACUUGUAAUCCUAAAUAUAUGGUAAGCAUCUUGUCUAUUGUAGAAGGGGAUUAUCUACGCAAUAAGACUGAGAAACUCAGUCUUCUCUCAAAGGUUUUACACUAUUGUAAUUCCAGAGGUUUCAGUAAUUCUGGUUCUCGUAAAUGUUGAUAUCAGAUUAAAAUUUCUAGUCUGGUAAAGUAAGCGACACUGUCUUGGUUUUGUUGGAGUAGAGUGUGAAUGUGUGAACAGAUCACCUACUGAAUUGCUAAGAAAAGAAAUUGCCUAAAGUUACUCAAAAUAAUUUAUUCCACAUGUACACUUAUUCCCCUUAUUUGCUUGUAAAAAUGAUAUCUGUGUAAUCUGGAUUUUGGGGGUUUAAACAAGCAAAAAAAAUAAAGUUGGAAAUUGUGAAUGUUGCAAGUA